Messenger RNA from Medicago truncatula (barrel medic), 3809 nucleotides. Its product is annotated as disease resistance-like protein DSC1. Gene Ontology annotation, biological process: signal transduction; defense response. The transcript has 9 exons. Gene Ontology annotation, molecular function: ADP binding. The coding region runs from base 171 to 3455 and encodes 1094 amino acids. The record is from RefSeq and is a predicted model, not a curated record. NCBI's taxonomy places the organism in Eukaryota, Viridiplantae, Streptophyta, Magnoliopsida, Fabales, Fabaceae.
GUGUACUAGUAUAUCAUAUGAGUUCACACUUAAGACUGUAAGGUCAAUAACAUGACAUUGCUUCUUCCAUAUAUAUGAUAUAAAGUUGAAACAGAUCUAUUGCAGCAGCCAAAGCAUUUAAGGUUCUACAGACGAAGAAAGAUUGUUCAGAGUGAAGUUGUUCCAAUUCAAUGGCGCAUUUGUCUUCCGGAGCUUCAUCAAUAAUAUAUGCUACACAAUACAGGGAUUCUGGAAGUAAGGCAUUUCCAGCUGGAAUUGUUGCUAGAAAAUCUAAAUUUGAAAUGCGGCCAUUAUGGGACUCUGGCAUAAAUCAUAGAAUUUCAAAGCACCAGUUAAGCACAUGGACUAUUGCAGGAGUUAAGAAGAAAGAAAGCGUCAAUAAUAUUGUCACAAAGUUGAAGGGUGUAGGAGAAAAGUCAAUGUCAACCAACGCUCCCCAAUCAAAAUAUGAUGUUUUUGUGAGCUUUAGGGGCAAGGACAUCCGAGACGGCUUUCUUGGCCAUUUGGUUAAGGCUUUUCGUCAAAAGAAAAUAAAUGUCUUUGUAGACAACAUAAUUAAGAGGGGAGAUGAAAUCAAACAUUCACUUGUUGAAGCAAUUGAAGGCUCGUUAAUUUCAUUGGUCAUAUUCUCAAAAAAUUAUUCUUCUUCACAUUGGUGUUUAGAUGAACUUGUGAAAAUAAUCGAGUGCAAAAAGGAUCGUGGACAGAUUAUAAUACCUGUUUUCUAUGGGGUGCGUUCUAAAAUUGUACUUGAUGAGCUUGAAAAAAAGGAUAAUUUUUCCAAGGUGGAGGAUUGGAAACUCGCUUUGAAGAAAUCUACUGAUGUUGCAGGAAUUAGGUUAUCAGAGUUUCGGAAUGAUGCUGAGCUGCUUGAAGAAAUCACCAAUGUUGUGUUGAUGAGGUUGAAGAUGUUGAGUAAGCACCCAGUUAACUCAAAAGGACUUAUUGGAAUUGACAAAUCAAUUGCACAUUUAAAUUCAUUGUUAAAGAAAGAGUCACAAAAGGUCCGUGUGAUUGGAAUUUGGGGUAUGCCUGGCAUUGGCAAGACAACUAUUGCAGAAGAAAUUUUUAACCAAAAUCGCUCUGAAUAUGAUGGUUGUUGUUUUUUGGCAAAGGUGAGUGAAAAGUUAAAAUUACAUGGAAUAGAAUCUUUAAAAGAAACCCUUUUUACUAAAAUAUUGGCCGAAGAUGUGAAAAUUGAUACACCAAAUAGGUUGUCCAGUGAUAUUGAGAGACGAAUUGGACGCAUGAAGGUUCUUAUCAUUCUUGAUGAUGUUAAGGACGAAGAUCAGCUAGAGAUGUUAUUCGAAACUCUUGACUGGUUUCAAUCAGAUAGUAGAAUAAUUCUAACAGCCAGAGAUAAGCAAGUACUUUUUGAUAAUGAAGUUGACGAUGAUGAUCGAUAUGAGGUUGGGGUAUUGGAUUCUAGUGAUGCACUUGCACUUUUCAAUUUGAAUGCCUUUAAACAAAGUCAUCUUGAAACUGAGUUUGAUGAAAUAUCAAAGAGGGUGGUCAAUUAUGCCAAAGGAAAUCCAUUAGUUCUUAAAGUUUUGGCUCAUAUGCUUCGUGGAAAAAACAAAGAAGUAUGGGAAAGUCAGCUAGACAAACUUAAAAGACUGCCAGUUAAAAAAGUUCAUGAUGUAGUGAAACUCAGUUACGAUGAUCUUGAUCGUUUAGAGAAAAAGUAUUUUUUAGAUAUUGCAUGUUUCUUCAAUGGGUUGAGUUUGAAAGUGGAUUACAUGAAACUUUUAUUGAAAGAUUGUGAAGGUGAUAAUUCAGUGGCUGUUGGGAUAGAAAGGUUGAAAGAUAAAGCUCUCAUAACUAUUUCUGAAGAUAAUGUUAUAUCUAUGCAUGACAUUCUUCAAGAAAUGGGUCGGGAGGUUGUUCGCCAAGAAUCUAGUGAAUACCCAAACAAACGCAGUCGAUUAUGGGAUCAUGAUGAAAUUUGCGAUGUCUUAAAAAAUGACAAGGGUACUGAUGCUAUUAGAAGCAUAUGUCUAAACUUGUCAGCAAUUAGGAAGCUGAAGUUAAGCCCUGAUGUAUUUGCUAAGAUGACGAACCUGAAAUUUUUGGAUUUUUAUGGUGGGUACAAUCAUGAUUGUUUGGAUCUUCUUCCUCAAGGGCUUCAACCUUUUCCAACUGAUCUAAGAUAUCUUCAUUGGGUACAUUACCCUCUAGAGUCAUUGCCAAAGAAGUUUUCUGCAGAGAAACUUGUUAUAUUGGACUUGUCGUAUAGCCUAGUAGAAAAGCUUUGGUGUGGAGUACAGGAUCUAAUUAAUUUAAAAGAAGUUACACUCUCUUUUUCAGAAGACCUGAAGGAGUUACCAGACUUUUCAAAAGCCAUAAAUCUUAAGGUAUUGAAUAUCCAACGUUGUUAUAUGUUGACAAGCGUCCAUCCAUCUAUUUUCUCUCUUGACAAGCUAGAGAAUAUAGUAGAACUAGAUCUAUCAAGAUGUCCCAUCAAUGCACUGCCAUCAUCUUUUGGAUGUCAAAGCAAGCUAGAAACCCUGGUUUUAAGAGGUACUCAAAUUGAGAGCAUACCUUCAAGCAUCAAGGAUCUUACAAGACUAAGAAAAUUAGACAUAAGCGAUUGCUCGGAGCUUCUGGCUCUACCUGAGCUUCCAUCAUCACUUGAAACUCUACUUGUUGACUGUGUGUCACUGAAGUCUGUAUUUUUCCCUUCAACAGUUGCUGAACAAUUAAAGGAAAACAAGAAAAGGAUUGAGUUCUGGAAUUGCUUCAAAUUGGAUGAACGUUCUCUCAUAAAUAUUGGGUUGAAUCUUCAAAUCAAUUUGAUGGAGUUUGCAUAUCAACAUUUAUCGACACUGGAACAUGAUAAAGUUGAAAGCUAUGUUGAUUACAAAGAUAUCCUUGAUUCUUAUCAAGCAGUGUAUGUAUAUCCUGGAAGUAGUGUUCCAGAGUGGUUGGAGUACAAGACAACAAAGAAUGAUAUGAUUGUUGAUCUCUCACCACCUCAUCUCUCCCCUUUGUUGGGCUUUGUUUUCUGCUUCAUCCUUGCCGAGGACUCCAAAUAUUGCGACAUUAUGGAAUUUAACAUCUCUACAUUUGAUGGUGAGGGUGACGGUGAAAAAGAUGGUGUCGAUAUCUACAUGUAUAGGACAUGUUGCUAUACUGAAUUAGAUCAUGUGUGCAUGAUAUACGACCAACCAUGUUCUCACUACCUAACCAGCAUAGCCAAAAGUCAGACACAGGUUAAAAUCAAGGUUACAGCAAGGACAAUAGGUAAUAAAUUUAGAGAAAGAACAGAGGUGAAGCUAAAGGGGUUUGGCAUCAGCCCUAUAAGUCACACAAUAUAUGACAAUUUCGUUGAGCAAAUGGAAUUGUUUGAUCGUAUUAACAAAUGGAAGAGGACUGUGCUGCUUAGCAUCAUCCUAUGUAUUUCCUUACUGCAGCUGAAGAUGAAGACGAAGAUGAAGAUGAAGAAGUUGAUUUAGGCACAAUGUAGUCUGAUUUUGAUAGUUUUUCCAAUGUUUGAGGAAGCGUACCAGAAGGAGAUUGCAGAAGUAUUGGUGUGAUACUCAGCUCACUGAGUAUUCUUUGUGUGAUGAUAAUGAUUGUAUUCACAUCCUCAUAAUAGUUCUUUAUUAAAAUUAAGGUAUCAUUGUUUAUAUUUGAAUACUUUUUUAACGGAUUUGAUUUCUUAGUUUUAAAAAUAAUGACAGUAUAAAGGAGAAGAUGAAUAAGAAGAGAAUCAAAACAAAUAAUAAUAAUGUAAUAUAUUAUGUUAUGGUAACAAAUUACAAGGACGGGGAAGGGGAAGGGGAUGAAUACAUGAGUUGAUAUUGAUA